Messenger RNA from Cucurbita maxima (winter squash), 3481 nucleotides. RefSeq names its product putative calcium-transporting ATPase 11, plasma membrane-type. Gene Ontology annotation, molecular function: ATP hydrolysis activity; calmodulin binding; P-type calcium transporter activity. NCBI's taxonomy places the organism in Eukaryota, Viridiplantae, Streptophyta, Magnoliopsida, Cucurbitales, Cucurbitaceae. Gene Ontology annotation, biological process: calcium ion transmembrane transport. The coding region runs from base 159 to 3281 and encodes 1040 amino acids. Gene Ontology annotation, cellular component: intracellular membrane-bounded organelle; membrane. The record is from RefSeq and is a predicted model, not a curated record. The transcript has 7 exons.
AUGGCCUCGUCAGGUGUUCGUGCAUCUCAUUUUCUCUCUCUCUUUCCCGCCUUCUACGGAGCUGUUUGAAUUCUUCUUCCUGUCAUCACCAAACUUUUCUUCUUCUUCCUCUUCGCGAACGGAUUGGCUCAAGCUGCAGGGGGAAAGAAUUGUUCACAAUGAGUGAGACGAUGGAGAAUUACUUGAGAAAGAACUUCGAGCUCGAGCCGAAGAGUCCGUCCGAGGAGGCUCAAAUGCGAUGGCGAUCCGCCGUCUCUAUUGUCAAGAAUCGCCGCCGGAGGUUUCGCAUGGUUGCUGAUCUCGAUAAGCGAGCUCAGGCUGAGGAAAAGCGCAGGAAACUCCAGGAAAAGAUACGAGUAGCUCUAUACGUACAAAAAGCAGCAUUGCAUUUUAUUGAUGCCGGGAAGCAAGGUGAAUACAAGCUCUCCACAGAAGUAAGGGAAGCUGGUUUUGGAGUUGAACCUGAUGUAUUGGCAUCCAUGGUUCAAAUCCACAAUACCAAGAGUUUGUUACAUUUCGGGGGCAUUGGGGGAUUGGCAAGAGAAUUAAAUGUUUCUCUGAAAGAUGGAAUUGCUACAAGUGAAGUAAGUUCAAGGCAGAGCACAUACGGGAUCAACCGUUACGUUGAGAAACCUUCAAGAGGGUUUUGGACGUUUGUGUGGGAAGCCCUGCAUGAUUUGACUCUCGUCAUUCUCUUGGUUUCUGCCGUUGUUUCCAUUGGCGUUGGAAAUGCAACUGAAGGUUGGCCUAAAGGCAUGUACGAUGGACUUGGAAUAAUAAUGAGUAUCUUUCUCGUCGUGAUAGUAACCGCAGUCAGUGACUAUAAUCAGUCCUUGCAAUUUAAGGACUUGGAAAAACAGAAGAAAAAUAUUAUUAUUCAAGUUACUAGAGAUGGUUGCAGACAGAAGGUUUCUAUUUAUGAUUUGGUGGUUGGAGACAUUGUUCAUUUAUCUAUUGGAGAUCAAGUUCCUGCUGAUGGCAUUUUGGUGUCAGGCUACAGCUUAUCAAUAGACGAAUCAAGCUUGUCAGGUGAAAGUGAACCUGUAAAUGUAGAUGAUAAUAGGCCUUUCCUUCUAGCAGGGACGAAAGUUCAGGACGGGUCUGGUAAGAUGCUAGUAGCCUCUGUUGGUAUGAGAACUGAAUGGGGAAGAUUGAUGGUCACUUUGAGUGAAGGAGGAGAUGACGAAACGCCACUUCAGGUAAAACUUAACGGGGUUGCGACAAUUAUUGGAAAGGUCGGCUUGGUUUUUGCGGUCUUAACGUUUAUAGUUCUGAUCUCAAGAUUUAUUGUGUAUAAAACAUUACAUAAUGAGAUUGGGCACUGGACAUCCAAAGAUGCAUCGACGCUUCUGAAUUACUUCGCCAUUGCUGUCAUUAUAAUUGUUGUUGCAGUUCCAGAAGGAUUGCCUCUAGCCGUGACACUAAGUCUUGCCUUUGCCAUGAAAAGGUUGAUGAAUGAUAAGGCACUUGUGAGGCAUCUCUCCGCGUGUGAAACUAUGGGUUCUGCAACCUGCAUUUGCACCGAUAAAACAGGUACAUUAACAACGAACCAUAUGGUCGUCGACAAAAUGUGGAUUUGUGAUGAAACGAGGACAAUAAAAAAUUCCAAUGACGAAAUUGCAUUGAAAUCCUCCGUAAAUCAAACAGUAUACAAGCUCCUUAUACAAUCUAUAUUUCAAAAUACCAGCUCAGAGGUAGUCAAAGGCAAAGAUGGGAGGAACACCAUUUUAGGUACUCCAACUGAGAUUGCAUUGCUAGAAUUUGGCUUGCUUUUAGGUGGUGCUUUUGGAUCAUUAAAUGAUGAUUAUAAGAUAGUCAAAGUUGAGCCAUUCAAUUCAAAUAGAAAGAAAAUGUCUGUUCUUGUGGCUCUUCCCGGUGGUGGCUUUCGAGCAUUCUGCAAAGGAGCAUCAGAAAUCAUUUUAUCCAUGUGUGACAAGGUUCUCAGUUCUAAUGGAGAACCAUUGCUUCUUUCAGACAAAAAACGAACAAACAUCUCGAAUAUCAUCAAUAGCUUCGCCAACGACGCUCUCAGAACUCUAUGCAUCGCUUACAAGGAUAUAACAGAAGUUUCUUCAGCACCAGAUAGAAUCCCAGAUGAUGAUUUUACUUUAAUAGCUGUUGUUGGCAUUAAAGAUCCUGUACGUCCUGGUGUAAAGGAAGCAGUUCAGGCUUGUUUGGCUGCUGGAAUUACCGUAAGAAUGGUAACUGGGGAUAACAUCAAUACCGCUAAAGCCAUAGCCAAAGAGUGUGGUAUCUUGACAGCAGGUGGUUUAGCCAUAGAAGGGCCAGAAUUCCGCAACAAAAGCCAAGAUGAAAUGGAGAAGUUAAUACCAAAACUCCAGGUGAUGGCUCGUUCAUCUCCUCUUGACAAGCACACCUUGGUCGGGCAGCUAAGGAGAACGUUCAAAGAAGUGGUGGCUGUCACAGGCGAUGGCACUAAUGAUGCCCCUGCCUUGCACGAGGCCGACAUUGGAUUGGCCAUGGGUAUUGCAGGAACGGAGGUUGCCAAAGAAAACGCCGACGUAGUCAUAAUGGAUGAUAAUUUCACAACCAUUGUGAAUGUUGCAAGAUGGGGACGUGCAGUUUACAUCAACAUUCAGAAAUUCGUACAGUUCCAGCUUACAGUCAACGUAGUCGCUCUCAUGCUCAAUUUCAUAUCCGCAUGCGUGUCAGGUUCUGCUCCUCUCACCGCUGUUCAAAUGCUAUGGGUGAACUUAAUAAUGGACACACUUGGAGCUCUGGCAUUGGCCACUGAGCCUCCCAAUGAAGGGCUGAUGAAACGAAAACCAAUAGGAAGAAACGUUAGUAUCAUCACUGGGAUUAUGUGGAGGAACAUCAUCGGUCAGAGUAUCUAUCAAAUCACUGUUUUAUUAAUCUUGAAAUUCGAAGGAAAGCGCUUGUUGGAUCUCACCGGUCCUGAUUCGAGUAUCGUUCUCGACACAUUCAUUUUCAACACGUUCGUGUUUUGCCAGGUGUUUAACGAAAUAAACAGCCGUGACAUGGAGCAGAUAAACGUUUUCGGAGGGAUAUUUGGUAGUUGGGUGUUCAUGGGAGUGAUGGCAUCCACAGUGGGUUUCCAGAUCAUAAUAGUUGAAUUCCUUGGGACAUUCGCAGAAACAGUGGGAUUAAGCUGGAAGUUAUGGGCAGCCAGCAUCGUAAUCGGAGCUAUGAGUCUGCCAAUAGCAAUGGUGCUGAAAUGCAUUCCUGUUUCAAACUGCAAGGCCACACGCGAGUUCCACGAUGGUUAUGAGCCGCUCCCCACCGGUCCAGAAUUGGCCUGAAAAACUAAUACAAAUCUUCAUCACCUAUGCCAUCUCCAUUUCAGGUCAGUUCCCGAUUAUAUAUGAAAAUCUCUCCUUAAUUGUGCUUUUUUUUUUCUUUUUUUAAUACUUCUUCAUUUGCUUCUUCAAGUGUGUGCUCUUUGAAAUGUCUCAAUGUCGCUUGUUUUUAAUAUAUAUAUGAUUAAUAACCUGUUCAUAUU